Messenger RNA from Quercus lobata, 354 nucleotides. RefSeq names its product CBL-interacting serine/threonine-protein kinase 6-like. Gene Ontology annotation, biological process: protein phosphorylation; signal transduction. The transcript is spliced from 2 exons. The coding region runs from base 1 to 354 and encodes 117 amino acids. Gene Ontology annotation, molecular function: ATP binding; protein serine/threonine kinase activity. Lineage: Eukaryota; Viridiplantae; Streptophyta; Magnoliopsida; Fagales; Fagaceae. The record is from RefSeq and is a predicted model, not a curated record.
AUGAAUGAAGUGCUCAACUCUGUGGAACGUGUUGUGACGGAGGAGAUGAGCUGUUCCUUGCUGAUACCGUAUACGGAAGAUGAGGUUCGAGUGGCCCUGCUCCAAAUGCACCCUUCCAAGUCCCCAGGACCCAAUGGAAUGUCGUCGUUCUUCCAACGCCAUGGAGCCCACCACCGAGAUCUCAAGCCAGAGAACUUGCUCUUAGACGAAGAAGGUAAUUUGAAAGUCACUGAUUUCAGUCUAAAUGAUGGGUUGCUAUGCACAAUGUGUGACACACCAGCUUACGCGGCGCCGGAGGUGAUUGGAAAGAAAGGCUACGAUGGUGCUAAAGCUCUCUGGGUGGUUCAAGUUUAA